This is a messenger RNA of Psylliodes chrysocephalus, 5064 nucleotides long. The record is from the annotation of a GenBank genome assembly. Lineage: Eukaryota; Metazoa; Arthropoda; Insecta; Coleoptera; Chrysomelidae.
GCCAACGUAACGUUUCACCGUAACAUCACGAUGCACGGCUCCUCUCUCACAAUGAAUGCGAGGGUGUGAAUCGGAAACGCGAUCCACAAGAAUGUUUCGACGAUAUCGUGAAAAUGCCGGAAAGAAAAGUGCGGAUUAUCCUAUCACCGGAUUUUUGUUUUAAGUUCGAGUUUGUUUCCGGUCCUCGGUGUACUGGAGCUGCUGGUGAUGAUUGUAACUCUCGAGCGAUGAAUUUAAAGAACAGAGGCCGAUGUCGAUGAUCCAGUGAUAAUUUCGAGUGACAUGUACCUCGUUAUGUGUCAGGCCGUGGUGGCCCAUCGCAUUCUUUCCUUGCUUCUAAUUUCUUGUCUCGUCCUCAUAGGGAAUUGUUCUGAAGACGAAGAGCGAUUAGUACGAGACCUUUUCAGGGGUUACAACAAGCUGAUUCGACCAGUUCAGAAUAUGACUGAAAAGGUGGAUGUCAGAUUUGGCCUAGCCUUUGUUCAACUCAUCAAUGUCAACGAAAAAAAUCAAAUUAUGAAAUCAAAUGUCUGGUUGCGAUUGGUAUGGAACGAUUACCAGCUACAGUGGGAUGAGGCUGACUAUGGAGGAAUUGCAGUACUCAGGUUACCGCCUGACAAAGUCUGGAAACCAGAUAUAGUUUUAUUUAAUAAUGCUGAUGGAAACUACGAAGUUAGAUAUAAAUCAAACGUAUUAAUUUAUCCUAAUGGUGAAGUUUUAUGGGUUCCGCCAGCAAUUUACCAGAGUUCUUGUACUAUAGACGUUACAUAUUUUCCUUUUGAUCAACAAACGUGCAUCAUGAAAUUUGGUUCAUGGACGUUCAACGGCGAUCAGGUAUCGCUAGCGUUAUACAAUAAUAAAAAUUUCGUGGACUUAUCCGAUUACUGGAAGUCAGGAACGUGGGAUAUUAUUGAAGUGCCAGCCUACCUCAACAUAUACGAAGGAAACCACCCAACCGAAACAGACAUUACAUUUUACAUAAUAAUACGCAGGAAAACGUUGUUCUAUACUGUGAAUUUAAUACUUCCGACCGUGCUAAUUUCGUUUCUCUGUGUGCUGGUCUUCUACUUGCCAGCUGAAGCAGGAGAAAAGGUUACACUGGGUAUCAGUAUUUUACUGUCACUGGUUGUAUUUCUGUUGCUGGUGUCCAAAAUACUGCCACCAACUUCUCUUGUAUUACCACUAAUAGCAAAAUACCUCCUUUUUACUUUUAUAAUGAAUACAGUCAGUAUUUUAGUAACAGUUGUAAUAAUAAAUUGGAAUUUUAGAGGUCCUCGAACACAUAGGAUGCCUUCAUGGAUUAGAUCUGUGUUCCUAAAUUACCUCCCAGCGAUGCUACUUAUGAAACGACCUCGCAAAACUAGAUUGCGUUGGAUGAUGGAGAUGCCUGGAAUGGGUGUACCACCGCAUCCAUAUGGGUCACCCUCAGAUAUUCCAAAAAAUAUAAGCUCCAUCGAGUCGCAAAGCAAGGUGGAAGUUAUGGAAUUAUCCGAUCUACACCACCAUCCGAAUUGCAAAAUCAACAGAAAACCCAACGCAUCCGAUUUGGGGGUCGGUGUAGGCGGUGAUAGCUGUAGAAGGGAGAGCGAAAGUUCUGAUUCCAUUCUACUGUCUCCAGAAGCAUCGAAAGCAACGGAAGCUGUAGAAUUCAUAGCAGAACAUUUACGCAACGAAGAUCUAUAUAUACAGACGCGGGAAGACUGGAAGUAUGUGGCAAUGGUGAUCGACAGACUUCAAUUGUACAUGUUUUUCAUUGUUACCACAGCGGGAACUGUAGGUAUACUAAUGGAUGCACCUCAUAUCUUCGAGUACGUCGAUCAAGAUAGAAUAAUAGAAAUAUAUCGAGGCAAAUAAAGAAAUAUCUUCGCGUUGAAAAAAAAAAUAAAAAAAUAUCCUCUUGGCUUCCACGUAAAGGCCUACGAAGCUGAUAUAAAGUGACUGACACAUGUGGUUUGUGUAAGUGAAACAAAUAUAUAAGUUACGGCACUGGCGACUUCAUAGUAUCUCGGUGGUUAUGAAUGUGACGAAAAGACAAAAAAUAAAUAAAUAAUUUGCGAAAAUCAAAAGGUAUGUUAAGCAGCCAUUAGAUUUAUUAUACAACAAUGUAGGAUCUAUAUGCGUUACCUACUAUCAGUUUCAUUUUUGAAAAUCAAAAGUUAAAAAGACCAAGCAAUACGAUAUUAAAUCUAAAAACUCGUCGCUUAGUGACAAUAACGAAGAAUAUCGAUACUUUUCUAAAUUUUUACAAACUAUUAAUUAGAUUGUCGCAAAAUAAAUUGCUAGAGGGUCAGUCCAUGUCAAAUAUUUUACACAAAUUGUAGUGUCGACUAUCUUGUAUCACUUAGGGUCAUUUGCACUGCCAGUCGAUAAGAUAUAAGCGAAGAUUAAAAUGACAUUUUUAUUAGGAAUAUGUCAUUUUAAGCUUCACUUAUUUUUUAACGACUAGCGGUGCAAAUGAACCUUAAAGGCUUUAAUUUUAAUUCUGGAACUUGCCUGUUGAAGCAGAGAAAACAUUUUUAAUGAUAAAAAUCUAUGGUUUCAUGUAAAAAUUUUAACUACCAGAUUCAUCGUCCCUGCUAAACUUUUUACUGUUAUUUCUACCAAUAUGCGGGAAAAUUGUUUUUAUAUGUACAACACAAAAACAAAAAGUUGCAAAAAACAGAGACAUUACUAUAUGGUGCCAUAUGACAUGGGCUGGCCCUUAACUAUAUUUUUAAACCAUCAACAGUUUGCACAACAUCAGCUCACAUCCUCAUCAAAUCGGUUUAGCAUAAGUUUUUUAUACAUGGAUCAAAUAAUACAAAACGUAGGCAAUUGAUGCAUUUUUACCAUUUUCUCAUAUUCGUAACGAUAGAGAUGUUAUGAAGGGCCCGGACCGAGCCAGAACUGUGUUUUAUAAACACUCGUAUCGUUCGCGGGUGUUGAUAUAUAGAUUGAUUUUAAAUAAUUGUUGAAUUAGAAUCGUCGAGUGACAAUCGAUUGUAUCCGUGUGUGAACGGAAAACUCUGUACUGCAAAAGACGAUAUCGUACAUCGUCGAUACAAUAAAUGCGUCUAGAUUUCAAUACCACUAAAUAGAAUUGCUGUAAGACGUGUCUACAAUUUUGUCCAAAAGUUAACAUUAGUGCCAAAAGAAAACUCUAUUAAUACACUAACGUCGUUAGAACGGUAGAUUAAAAAUACAAAAAUAAUGCCGAAUAAUCCUUUUUCAAGUUAAAUUUGUCAGCUCAUCAUUUGAACCAAUCUCUAUAAAAAACCUUCUGUUUAUCCCAGGGCUCUUCUCUAGUGUCAUAGAGACUCAACAAUACUAUAAAAUUCAUAGAACAUCUUCUAAACUAGAUGAAUCUAGUGUGGCUCAUGUCUAACUUACAGACCACCGUACAAGCCACAGCUUUUGAUGAAGGCCAUGGUUGAAUUGGGUGAGACCAGUUUAAAAUCGGUAGAGUCCAGUCGGGUAAAUCCAAAAAUCAGGAACCUAGUUUUUUCCAAAGCGGAGCAGAGCUAUUCUUCUAAUAUGGUUACCUAGACGACAAUAUUUUAUCAUCAGUUCUGUGAGAAUGCGUAGAUCUGUCCUACUCCAUCCAUGGAUCUGAGCAGACGCGUUCAUGGAAGGGUUGGGAGUAAAUGACUUAGAAUGAGUUAGCACUGGGUUAUCUCUCCAGUUAGUGAGUGUUACACCCUCGGAACCCAGAUCAAAGUUAUUUUGUUCAAAUCAGCUUUGAGUCAACUCGAUUAGAGCUCAGGGCCUUUAUCUUUAGUUCUUUAUAGGUCUUGUUAGUGAGAAGAAAAUUAAUCAACUAUCUCGCUCCCAAUUCUAUAGAAAGAUCGUGGCCACAUAGCCCAGGUUUAUUGAUAUGUAAACUCUUGGGUUCUGGCCCAAAAGCUUCCGCUCCUACCCUUUUUCAGUUUUGGAGCCGUUCGUGACAACGCAUACUCCACCUAGGGGGUUAUCCCCUUGCAUCCAUACGUCUCUCUCUGGAAUGAGGACGCUGUAUGACUUUUCUAUGUGAUAUCGGGGAACUAACGAGUCUGAAACCAUGCCGAGGAUGCGAUGGUUAUUAAUUUCACUCAUCAGUUUUGUACUUGAAGAUUGUUAUGGGACUGUUUAGAAGCCUCACAGAGUCUGUAUAGCCCAGAGCUCUUGUCUAGUGUCAUAAAGAGACUCAGAAAUGCUGGAAUAACUCACCAGGACCAUCUUCUAAACCAGAACAUACAUUUUUAGACAUAUGCAUCCCAUUCUUUCUUCUAUUUCUCUCCAUCUUGAGCUAUUUCCAUCAAUCUUAAUCCAGCUUGUCUUCUUAUUUAUCUUGUGUUCCGACGUUUCUGUUUUAUAAUUAUUUUAUUCCCCCUGUCUGACUUGACGUUCCAUUUUUAUCGGUUCAGUAUUUUCUCUCAGUUUGAUAGUUGUUAUUCCUUUCUUAUUUUAUAAGUUGGAAAUUAAAUAUGUGUAUUAUUCUGGUGGUAUAUAUUUUUAACUAUUAAAAUGUGUGCCUAUGGGAAACAAACCAGGCUUUUAUCUAUAACUGGAACGUUUCAUUUCAGUCUAAUUUGCAAGUAAACAGAGAAAUGAAAACUUAACACUGGAAGAAGAAAGAAGGAUCUUAAAAUUUAGUCUAGUACAAGCUAAAUAUCCUUCGACUAUGUUGCAAGGGUGGCUUUAAGAAGAAUUGAAUGAGCUGGGGGAGAAGAGGAGAAUGUUCCUACCGACGAGAGUCGGAAUCUGAUGUGAUCAAAUUUACAAAUUUGACUGUCGUAGCUAUGUGUUCCGCUGGUCAAAUUGGUAAAGGUGCAGUGGGCUAUACUCGGAAGAACCAGGUUCGAUUCUUGACCGGUGUACUAAUUUUUUCUUUAUCUCUUAACUUUUUCAAUUUUUCUUUGAUUUGUUUUCACUUUCGGGAUUUGGGGAUACAUUUUUUUAGUUUCGUAGAAGAAAUUAAGGAUUAUAUUUUUACAUUUCCAAAAUUGCAUAGAGAUUGUUGAUUUGUUAUUUAACUAUUUUUGUAUUUCUAUGCCACUGUUCUAAUUAAAAAUAGUUCAUUUUCCAUAUCAAUUUUAUACCAAAGCC